Vigna angularis (adzuki bean) is the source of this 2413-nucleotide messenger RNA. RefSeq names its product protein phosphatase 2C 56. Gene Ontology annotation, biological process: protein dephosphorylation. Bases 483 to 2168 code for a protein of 561 amino acids. Gene Ontology annotation, molecular function: cation binding; protein serine/threonine phosphatase activity. Lineage: Eukaryota; Viridiplantae; Streptophyta; Magnoliopsida; Fabales; Fabaceae. The transcript is spliced from 6 exons. The record is from RefSeq and is a predicted model, not a curated record.
UUUACUUUUUGUUUCUAAAGAAAAUUAUAAAUAAAAAAAACAUAGUCAUCUGUUGCGUAAUAAUUUAUUUUUCAAAAGCUGAAACUCCUUUCUCUCUCUCUUUCUCUCUCUGUUUUAUUUGUCAGAAAUGAAAACUCAUGAAUCAAUUACUGUGUUACCACUGCAUAUAGUUUGUUAAGGUUUCUGUUCCUUCGUCCCUUCUCUCACUUUUCGUCACUGUUUUUGAAGGGUUCAUAUACAGAGGAAGGAGUAGAAGUUUUUGGGUCAUCAAUUGUGUCAUCCUGGCCUAUAAAAUCUAAAACAGAGGUUGGUUCUGAACCUCGUAAAUUUCUUGAGGUAGGAGCCUUAUUGGUGUUUUUAUGCCGAUUGGAAUUAUAUAAUAGAAAGGAGGCUUGAGGGAAAAGGGUGGAAAAAGUGGUUAAAGGGAUAGCAACUUGUCGGAUACUGAAGGAUAAGAAGACUAUUGCUACAAGGCAAAGUAAAUGGAGGAAAUAUCUUCAAGUGUUGCAGUACCUUUUACACUUGGUGUUGGAAAUUUGAUUCAAAAAGAGUCUGCAGUGACAACUCACGUGGAGAUAACUGGGCUGAAGCUUAUGGCAAAUACAGCAGCGGCAGCUUUGAUGUUAAAUCCUGCAGUGGAGUGUUGUCAGUCAUAUUCUGUUGGAAGUGAAAGCCAUGCAGAUGUAAGUCUGCAGCACCAGAUCACGGUAUCUGCGGAGGUAAAAGAGAAUCAAGUUGGGGAUGCCCUUGUCUCAGAAAUGGUUAUUGAAUGUGAGAGUAAUUGGGUUUUGAAUGAAACCCAUCAUAAGGCUAUAAAGGAAGAUGAAGUAAUGUUAGCUGUGGAUUUUCACUGUCUUCAUAGUUCAAGCUCUCAGUCUGUGGCUAAUGGCCAAAGUGAUCCUUGUAGGGAGGAAGCGGUGCCGUUGAAGACUAGUUAUUCUGAAAUAGAAUCACCAAUCAUCAUGAAUGUUGAUGAUGAUGUUCAUGGCAAGUCUGGAGUAAACGAACCGUGUUCAUCGAUGAAGUCAGUGGAGAACACAGUUUCUGUUGCAAUGGAUAUUACUAGUGAGGAUCAAAGUGGAUCAGAUGAGUCUGAUCCUAAAUCAUCUACUGUGCUUCUUGACCAGUUGUCUGGGGAGAAUAAAGCAUGGAGAACGAGCAACAAAAAUGCUUUGGAAUUGAAUAGUGGCCCUCUGUGGGGUUAUUCAUCAAUUUGUGGAAUGAGACCGGAGAUGGAAGAUGUUAUUUCUGUUCAGCCUCAACUUUUUCAAGUUCCUUCACAGAUGCUGAUGAAUGACCACGUAAAUGAGAACGAAAAACAGACACUAGCCCACUUUUUCGCCGUCUACGAUGGACAUGGGGGCCUUCAGGUUGCUAACUACUGCCAGGAACGUCUUCAUUCAGUAUUGAUUGAGGAGAUUGAGGCUGCACAAUCAAGUUUGGCUGAAACAAAUGGGAGAGAUGAUUGGCAGGACCAUUGGAAGAAAGCAUUCAUCAAUUGUUUUCAGAGAGUAGAUGAUGAGGUUGGAGGAACUGGUGCAAGUAAUAAUGGAAACAACAGUGGUGGAUCUGAGUCUAGUAUUGAACCUGUUGCUGCUGAGACUGCUGGUUCCACCGCAGUUGUCGCUAUUUUAAGUCAAAUCCUCAUAAUAGUUGCAAAUUGUGGAGAUUCAAGAACUGUCUUGUACCGUGGAAAAGAGGCCAUGCCACUGUCUUCUGACCACAAACCAAAUAGAGAGGACGAGCGGGCAAGGAUAGAAGCUGCAGGAGGAAGAGUCAUACAUUGGAAAGGAUAUCGAGUUCUUGGUGUCUUGGCAAUGUCAAGGUCCAUAGGGGAUAGAUAUCUUAAACCAUGGAUAAUUCCAGAACCUGAAGUGAAUAUUGUGCGUAGAGAGAAAAAUGACGAAUGUCUUAUUCUAGCAAGUGAUGGUUUGUGGGAUGUAAUGACAAAUGAAGAAGCCUGCGAGGUUGCUAGGAAGAGAAUCCUUCUUUGGCACAAAAAGUUUGGUGAAAACGGAGCAACAGGACAUGGCGAAGGAGCUGAUCCUGCUGCUCAGUCUGCUGCAGAGUAUCUAACAAAGCUUGCCAUCCACAGGGGAAGCCAAGAUAACAUCUCUGUAAUUGUCAUAGACUUAAAGGCUCAAAGAAGAAUUAAGAGGAAGCCUUAAAGUGACGUAUUUCACUUCCGGAACAUCUUCAUUUUAAGCUAUUUAUUUAUUGUAUUUUAGAGUCAUUGGCACAUUUUAGCCCCUCAGUUUUUCACCAGGGCUAAGUUAUAUAUGCUAAGAUUCGCACUGUACAAGGGUACAUUCAGCUUGGAUGAGAUAUCACUCAGUCUCUGUGGGAACUUUCCAAGCGUAACAGUUUUUUUUUUCUUUCAAAAAUUUAUGAAUCAACAUUUUGUGUUAGUUAA